AUCUGCAAUUACUGCACUUUAAAAUUAAGUAAAAAAAGUGUUUUUCUGUAAGAAAAAGGGUGUAUUUUGUGUAAUAAUUAAUGAAUUAACUGUAUAUUUUGUGAAUUAGUAAUUGUAAGCACGAUGGAUAAGCCAGAAAAUAUUCAAAAAGCCCUUGAAUUUGUGCAAGUAUACGUUCGCGUUCUGGAAAAUCAAAUUAAAUAUUUUAAUAAAAUUCCCGAGAGUUUGCUAGAAAAUAUCCGUUCAUUUGAAUACACAGAAUAUGUGAAAUUCAAACAACUAAGCAGAAAAUUUAGAAAAACAUACCAUGAUAAAUACAAGCGUUCUUUAGAGAAGUUCAAUGUGAAACUUUCACCAACGACUCAAAAUUCUAAUAAAUGUUUUAUUAACGAUACUCAAAAUGUAAACAGUAGUCUAGUAACUCAGAAUCAAGAAAGUGCAAGGACAUCAGUAAACGAAUUACAGUUAGAAGACUUCGUAUCACUACCGUUACUUUCGCAAAUUAAGAUGGACAAUUCUCAAGAGAAAACCGAUAACAAUUCUUCAACCACUAAGUCUCUAAGUCCAAAAAAAUGUAAAAAUGAUAGCAGCCAACAAUUUUUAAAUAAAACAAAUACAGCGACUGAAAGUAAUUCAAUUAAAACCAAUAGUUCAACCCCAUCUAAAUUUACAUUUAAGAAUUCCAGCUCUGACCAACAUAAAAAUCAAUGUGGAGAUUCAUUAGCAAGUAAUCAAACUAAUUGUAAAAUUUCCUCAAUUAAACCUAACAAAUUUGAUUGUUCAACGCAAUUAAUAAACAGUAAUGAUACAGUGAAAUCAAUCGGUUCAAGCAAAUUGCUGAUAAAUACAACAUUAAAUGAAGCUCAGGCAAGUUGCAGUUAUAAAAGCGAAAUUGAAGAAGUCGAUAUGUCGCUUUUUGAAAAUGAUUUUGAAAUAGAAGAAAAAAUUUCUCAAACUGAGUUAAAUCCAAAAACUCAGUUUUAUAAUAACUUUCCCAAAUUAGUUUUGAAUGAAACACUUAAAGAUUGUACAGCCGAAUUUCAAAAGGUUUACCCUCAUACUGAUGCUCUACAUGAUUCAUUACAUACAAUGUUUGGAAUACAAUCUUUCAGACCGUCACAAGAAGAAAUUAUAAAUGCUACUCUGUCCCAGGAAGACUGUUUUGUUUUAAUGCCAACUGGGGGUGGAAAAAGUCUUUGCUAUCAAUUACCAGCCAUUUUAACUCCCGGAGUAACUAUUAUAAUUUCACCCCUCAGAGCUCUGGUGUCUGAUCAAUCCGAUAAAUUAAAUGCGUUAGGUGUUCCCACAGCACAUUUGUGCCCUGAAUUGACAAAAAAUUACGAUGAGUCGUUAGUUUUGAGUAACUUACAGGAAAAAGAGCCACCUAUAAAGCUGUUAUAUUUGACUCCAGAACGACUGUGUUCAAUGAACAUGAAAAAUAUUCUAAACGGUCUCUAUCAAAGAGGAAAAAUAGCUCGUUUUGUAAUAGAUGAGGCUCACUGUGUGAGCCAAUGGGGCCACGAUUUUAGACCACAUUAUAAACAACUAAGCGAAUUAAGAAAUUUUUAUCCAGAAGUUCCCAUAAUGUGUUUGACUGCAACGGCAACGAAAUCGGUCAGAAAUGAUGUGAUUCUAACAUUAGCAUUAAGGAAUGUUAAGUGUUUUACCAGAAGUGGAAACAGGCCGAAUAUUAAGUACCAUAUACUCCAUAAAAAUCCAAAAACGGUGGUGCAGGAUAUCGCUGAUAUUAUUUAUAAAAAUUUUCAAAAUAAGAGUGGAAUAAUUUACUGUUUUUCGCGAAACGAUUGUGAACAAGUAGCGGAGCAGUUAAAUAGCGUUAAUUUAAAGGCAGAGGCGUAUCAUGCAGGGAUGGUAUCGAGCGUUCGCCAAAAGAAACAAACAGAAUGGAUGCAAAACAAAGUUAAAAUUAUUGUUGCAACAAUAGCUUUUGGAUUAGGGGUUGAUAAACCGGACGUACGUUUCGUAAUCCAUCACGUAAUACCUUCGUCUGUGGAAGCGUAUUAUCAAGAAUCUGGAAGAGCAGGGAGAGACGGCCAACCUGCUUAUUCCUUUUUAUUCUAUAAUUCCUAUGACGUUCGGAGGAUAGGAGGGUUCAUAAAAUUGACCCAGAUGUCAAGACCAACAACUCUUUUAGGUAGUUUAAACAAUCUGGCCCAGGUUCAAGUCUUUUGUGAAAAUAACAUCGACUGUCGACGAUUUUUACUACUGAGACAUUUAGACGAGCCAUUCGACCGUAAAGACUGUAUAAAUAAUCAUCAGGCAAUCUGCGACAAUUGCUUAAACUACCAAAGAGACUCGACAAUGAAAGAUUUCACCCGAGAAGCCCAAGAUUUAGUGAAGAUAAUUAAGUAUUUGACGUUCAUCGAUUACAAAUGGACCUUGAUGGAAAUUUCGAACGUGUACAAAGGGGUGUACAAAACCCCCGAAGACAAGCAAUUUAGUAAAGCGCAUGCCUUGUAUGGACAAGGGAAAGAAAUACCAUUAGCGGACAUUUACAGGAUUUUACAAGAACUUGUUCAGAAGGAAAUCGUUGAAGAGGUGGCACCAGGAACUGGAAAAUUCCCAAUUUGCUACGUUAGAGUUAAGGAUGAAAAACCCUUCGGGACAAAAAUCAUGCUACCGGUAUACAAAGGGCCCUCUUCUCUGACAUUGCCGAGCCAUUUGGAAUGUUUUGAAAAUAAGGACGACGACGACGCAGAGAAAAACCCGGAACUACCCCUGAAUGUUACGCGUAGACUUAAACAAGAAUGCCACGAGGGACUGUUAGACGUUUGUCAAAAACUAGCUGCGGAACAAGGGAGCAGGCUAUCCGCAAUCAUGAACCUGACGGCGAUAAAAGAAAUGGCCGAAAAAAUUCCGACAACCAAAGAGGACUUUAUGAAAAUCGAACACGUUACUGAAAACUUAUUCGACAAGUAUGGCGAAAAGUUUAUGGAAGUUUGCAAAACGUACGACGCGAAAAUUAAACAAUUACAAAACGAAAGUAGGAAAAGACAACGACCAAGCGAAACGCCGACUGUUGCGUCAGUUAAGAGGGCUAAAUAUACCCGAAAGAAAAAGGGAAAGAGAAAGACCCCUAAAGCUACGAAAGCCCGAACGAAAGCCAGACGUAGUCCCAAAUCGAAAAAUUACCCCUCCAAAACAAAAUACCCAGUUUUACAUAUUACAUAGAAUAUACAAUGUUUAGUUUAAGUGCCUUUAUCAGUAACUUAUCCUGUUUGCAAUUUUAUUUUAUAUCUUUUUGUAAAAUUUAAUUUAACUAAUUAUAUUUAAGAAUGAA
Molecule: messenger RNA, 3301 nt
Organism: Agrilus planipennis (emerald ash borer)
Lineage: Eukaryota; Metazoa; Arthropoda; Insecta; Coleoptera; Buprestidae
Product: ATP-dependent DNA helicase Q1-like
Exons: 7
Coding region: 124-3192 (1022 amino acids)
Biological process (GO): DNA replication; double-strand break repair via homologous recombination
Cellular component (GO): chromosome; cytoplasm; nucleus
Molecular function (GO): nucleic acid binding; ATP binding; four-way junction helicase activity
Source: RefSeq, a predicted model, not a curated record